Molecule: messenger RNA, 2050 nt
Organism: Pseudo-nitzschia multistriata
Lineage: Eukaryota; Bacillariophyta; Bacillariophyceae; Bacillariales; Bacillariaceae
Source: the annotation of a GenBank genome assembly
UAGCGUCUUGUCACGGUCAAUUUUACCUUCCUCAUUGUCGGUACAGUAACGAGUUCUUAUUCACGAUAACAAAUCAAUGCGCAGUCUCUGGAGAUUGAUGAGCAGGGUUCUCCGAUUUGGGAUAUUUCUAUCCCUCUAUAUAAUUCUUCGGGUUGCAUCGUUUACACCAUCUCGUCGAUUGCGGGGUCUCUCUGACAAAACCAUUGCCGAGCUUGCUCGAAAGCGCUACUCCAGCAAGAAUGGGGACGAGAACGACCCGUUCCCGAUGAAAGGAAGGAUAGCAGUCGUUACCGGUGCAGCCGGUGGAAUCGGCGGUGAACUUUCCAAAACGAUUUUUCGUCUCGGUGGAACCGUGGUGGCUCUCGACCGCAACGUGGCUGGCCUCGAGGAGCUGCAGCGAUCGUUGCAAGAAGAUUGUUUCGAAGACGAAAGCAAGAGCACGAGCAAAAACAGCAACAAUGGAGAUAAAGAUUCAAAGGAUCAGGUCGGAAAUAGUAACAUCGAAGAUGUGCAAAUAAGGUUCGUAAAGAUAAUUACCAAUCAAGAAGAUCUUUCCUCAGUCGCGUGUGCUGCGAAUUUGAUUCUUUCCCGCUUUGAUCGCAUUGAUCUACUGGUAAAUAAUGCUGGGAUAUCUUACGACGCAAAUCGUUCAAAGAGCGCGGUCAGGGUCUCGGCGCAUCAGAAAGAUCUUGCUUUUACGGUGAACUAUCUUUCCCAUUUUCUCCUUACGGAGAAGCUGAUCCCAAUUCUGUCGAAGAAGGGCAGAAUUGUUCACGUUACCUCUACUUAUCACUGGAAAGUGGAUGGAAGCGACUUGGUUCCUUCCAGCGAGGACGGAGUGCCCAUUGCCUACCAUUCCGAUCCCGAAAAACAAAGACCGGGCCAUUUGGGACGAUCCUACGCGAACACAAAACUGGCACAGAUCUGGCACUCUCGUUCGGUCGCCUCUCGGUUGCCGGAAGGCUGUUCGUCCGUCUGUGCCUGUCCCACGUGGGCCGCGACGGGCAUUGCCGGUGAGAAAGGGAGGGCGUUUCUCGGCGAAUACGCAUUUCCGAUCGCCGAUUGCGGGCCCGGAAUCACCAGCGCGGUCAAUGCGAUGCUCCGCACCGACGACGAGCUCGGGGAUGCCCUGAACGACGGAAAAUCCUUUGUCGCCAACACGACCCUGGUCCAGUACAAACUUACGUCCUUGCUACUGACCAAUAAUUUUGUACAGAACACGCUUGGAUGGAGAGAGAACUUAGCCGACAUGUGUGCUGCUUUUCUUCUGGUUUUUCAGAAGUUUGCACACGAGGAUUUCAUAAUACAGAAAACAUCACCAGAAAGUUCGAACGACAAAGAGAAACGCGAAAAGUUCUACCAGUGGAGCAAACACGAGGUGAAGAAUUGGCUGUAGUUAGGAUUCUACAUGCACCCAAGAAUUCGCCCGGGUCAAAGAUGUUUGAUACCAUAUGUUGGUAUAAUUACUGUUGAGGGAUGGCACAGAAUGUAGGUAUUCCUUGCAUCGGAGGAAGGACACCCCAAAAUCUGCAUCACCUUAUGCUUCCUCUCAUCCAAGAACUCAGCAUUACGUCCCUUCUCUGAGUAAACAGUACACGAGAAGAACGGAAGACGAAGCCAUAUAUUUCCAACUAAUAUCUAUUUUCUUUUUUCGUGUUAGUAGUUACUUCGACGUACUUCGUACUACAGUGGUGCGAAGUAUUUACUGGGAGAGAGCUAGAAGUAACUCACAAUAGGGCGAGGAGUGUCGUAGCAUCAUCGUGGUGGGUACUGUGCUCGUACGAGUCAGUCCUCCGCUUCAAAAAUUCUGAAUCGAAAUCGCUUUCGCAGCUUCGUUUUUUGGCUUUUCCAGACUCUCCCGAUCGACUAUUCCGACCAGAAUACGGCGCCUUGUACGUAGCUCAUAACCCAUGUCUGAUUUUUUUUGUGUCAAUCAAAAAUUGAAAAUAUGUUUCUAUUGGAUUUUCUUGAAAUUUACUUUCGUUGAGAACACUCGUGCGGUGGAAGAAGUACAGUGGGGUACCGGUACCAAUAACCAAUAAAAAAAAUA